Messenger RNA from Blepharisma stoltei, 1677 nucleotides. Lineage: Eukaryota; Ciliophora; Heterotrichea; Heterotrichida; Blepharismidae. The record is from the annotation of a GenBank genome assembly.
AUGGAGAGAAGGCUUGAUCUGCUGGAAACCAAACUUAGCAACCUUACCAACGAGCUGAAUGGAGGCAGUUUCCAAAAUUAUCUGUCUGAUUUCAUUAAAUCUCACAUUGAUGAAUGACUUUCAGAUACUCUCACAGUAAGCUGCAUAAAAGAAGAAAUUGAGAGAAGAUAUAAAAGAAAUCGAACUGAGCUACUAGAAUUUGUGAAAACAAACAAUAACACUCAGCAUGAAGUCAGAGAGCUUCAACAUAAGUUCAAAGUUUGCUUUGAAGAUAUUCAAAGGCUCCGUGUUUCAAUAGACGAUGUUUCUAACGAUCUUAAAUACAGAGCAUAUCAGUCAGAUUUGUUUAAGGUUGAAAAAGAGCUCCAUACAAUGUGCCCGCUGUCUUAUGCUCAGCAGCUAGCUGCUGAACUAAGAACAAUGGCAACUGCUGAAGAGCUUAUAUCCUAGAAAUAUAAAUCGUUCAAUUAUUCUGGCAGUUAAUGUAAAUAAAAUAGUUAGCUGCUUAAAAAAAUGAAAAAUCUCAUGCAUAUAAAGUAUAUUAAGACACAAAACAAUAUAAAAGCUGCAACUGCUGAAAUGUACUCAACAUUUCUAGACAAAAGUGAACUUAAAAAAGAAAUGUCUCGCAUUCAGAAUCUUGUUAAUGAAUUGUUCUAUGGAUAUGCAAAAACUGAAAAAGUCAAUGAAAUUAGCGAAGCUUUAAGUGAAAGAUGCAACCAAAUAGAGCUUACUAACAAAAAAAUCUCUGAGCAGCAAGAAAAAUCUGCUGCGAAUCUGAAACUUUUAAUUUACGAAAAUUCCCAAGAAUUAUCAACUAGGGUCAAAAGAGAAGAUAUGGAUGAAGUUCUGAAAGAGCUUUCAUACAAAGCCACAAUUGCUGAAUUUUGCAAGCUUCAGUCUGAAACUUAUCCACGAUUAACAAAUUUCGCUAUUGAUUUAGAAAAGUUCAAUAGAAUCCAACAAGAACAAGAAACCGCUCUAAGCCGACUUGAUGAAAUUAUCCUCCAAAAAGCAUCAAAAGUAGACGUUAGAGAUUUAACAAACAAAGUAAAAUCAAUCACAAAGCAUAUUGAUUUGGAGCAAAAAAUUGACGAUUUAUUAGAAAAAAUAAAAUUCAUAUCAUAUCAAGAUGAAGAAAGAGAUAAAGGAAUGAAAAAACUUCAAAAUCAAUUACAUGAGAUCUGAGACUUUUAUACUAAAAAGAGAAAUGAUGCAGAUGAUCGAAAAAUGAUAAAGGAUCAGAUCAUUGAGCUCAAUUCGAUACUUUCUUAUAAAAUUGAUAAAGAUGAUGUUGCUAAAAGUCUAGAAGAAAAAGCUACGGUGGAAAGUGUGAAAAGUUUGUCAGUUUCAAUUGAAUCGGUUCAUAAGCAGAUGAAGCUUCUUGCUGUGCAGCUUGGAGCUAUUCAAAAAACAUUUUCAAGCUCAAAUAAUGAUAAAGGAAGCACAAGAUCGAAAAGGGACCAUUUUUAUAAGAUAACACAGAGAUUGGUGGAAUAUAUAGUUCGCUCUCAGCCAAUUGCUGAUAAGUCAGUAGGGGAAGAGUUCAAGUCUUUUCUUAGGCUUCCUGAAACAAUAAAAGUGACUUCUCCUGAGCCGUUGAGGACGAUGACCCCAAACAAUCGUUUGCUGACUCCUCAUCGUAAAAUUUAUUACUCGUUUGAGAAUCCUGUAUAA